This is a messenger RNA of Haemonchus placei, 207 nucleotides long. NCBI's taxonomy places the organism in Eukaryota, Metazoa, Nematoda, Chromadorea, Rhabditida, Trichostrongylidae. The record is from the annotation of a GenBank genome assembly.
UUAAUUGCUCAUAAAACACCUCCACCAUAGCGCCGUUUUCUUUGUAGUGUUUGUUACAUUCGGCGUUCGUCCCAUUGCAUGAGCCUAAUUGAAUUUGUAAUGAGAGCGAUGGCCAUUUUGCUGGUGAAUAUGUUACCGAAUAGAUCGACUGCCUACAUGGUUGUUGGCACCGUGGAUUGGAGACGGUUAGAAUUUGAUAGCGGCUAA